Colletotrichum costaricense is the source of this 597-nucleotide messenger RNA. RefSeq lists its product as uncharacterized. Lineage: Eukaryota; Fungi; Ascomycota; Sordariomycetes; Glomerellales; Glomerellaceae. Bases 1 to 597 code for a protein of 198 amino acids. The record is from RefSeq and is a predicted model, not a curated record. The transcript has a single exon.
AUGACUUCUGAAAAGGCACUCGUGUGCUGCGGCAAGACAUUCACUCAGAAAGGCAACCACAAGAGACACACCAAGACCGUUCAUUCAGCACGCGUUAAAAUGCCCUGCGGUGGAUGGCUCAAGCCUAGGGCAGACAACAUGAAGCGCCAUAAGACACAGUGCGAGACAUGCAAAUGUCUUCGCAGUGGCCAUCUCGCUAGCCAGAACGACUCGGAAACCGAAUCAGAAAGCUUUCAGAGAGAGCUUCAUACUUCUCCAGCAUUCAUUGACCCGACUCACGUGGAGUCAACCACAGCCGAAGGAUUUGACCCACGACAUUUGGACACAGCUCCUCCAAUGGCAGACUGCAGUCAAGCAGGACGGACCUUCGUCUCAGCCAAUUUAGACUCGGCCAUUCCUGUUGAUACUGGAACCUGGACUGGCUUAAUCGACAGCAUCUUCGAAUCUCAGGUGCUGCCAACUUUAUUGCACACAACCCUCUCGAACGCAAUGGGACAACCCAUGGGCCUUGGUAGUGGCAACGUUGGAAACACUUCCACAUACUAUUGCCCGUACACUUGUGACGACUCAGUUAAUUUCGAAGAAGAAAACGCAUAG